AUGACUUACGAUAGGAAUCAUCUUGAACAUCCAGGUACUAGGGAUUUGCCUAAGUCCUUUUCAGGAUAUGCACAUCAUUUGGUAUCACAAAUUAACAAAGAGAUCACGUGGAACAAAACGUAUGAUGUCACAGAGGAAUCGGAAGAGAUAAGUGAGAACGAUGGUGUCGUUGGAGUCAACGAGUUCGAUAGCACCGGUGAAAGUUUAGUGGCAAAAGCUGAUGAUUCUGGCAAGAAGAGUGGUUCAAAGACCUCGUUCAGAUCAAAUUUGCACAUUUACUGGCCUAUCUUCACUACGGGGUCCGGUUUAUUCAGUGAUGGUUAUAUCAACGCUUCCAUUGGUACCGUUUCCACAUGUUUAGCGCAGAUUUAUGGUGAUCAGUACUCGAAUUCGAAUGCCAUUCAAAACGUUUCAUCUAUUGCUUUUGUUGGUAUCGUUUUAGGACAAUUGUCCUUCGGUUACAUUGCUGACUACUAUUCUCGUAGAUUGGCAAUGUUGAUGGGUAACAUCAUCUUGAUUGUGUUUUCCAUCCUUGCUGCUGGUGCCUGGGGUGUCGGCACCACAACGACUCAAGCUGGUGGUAUAUUUGCAGCUAUCACUGCUUAUAGAUUCUUUUUAGGUGUCGGUAUCGGAUCUGAAUAUCCUGCUGGGUCUACUGCUGCUGCAGAAGCUUCAGCUUUAUUGCCCGCAAAGAGGAGGAACCGUUGGUUUGUUUGGUUCACAAACUUCAUGAUUGAUUGGGGUUUCGUUAUCGCAGCCGUUGUGCCAUUGGUUCUUAUUUGUAUCUUUGGUGAACACAGAUUACAAUGGGUUUGGAGAUUAACCAUGGGACUGGGUGCGAUUCCACCAUUCUCAUUGUUCUUGAUGAGAUUAAAAUUCAAGGAAAACAAGAGUUUCACUUCCACCAAAUUUAACAAGAUGAUGCCUUACGGGUUGAUCUUCAAAUUUUAUUGGUUCCGUACCAUUAUCAUCUCCAUCAUUUGGUUCCUUUACAACUUUUCCUCAUAUGCAUUCGGUAUUUACUCUUCUUUGAUCAUUAAGAACCUUUUAACAAAUGACUCUGACGAACAAGUUGGUUUGAAGGAAUCCUUCGCUUGGAACGUUUUAUUCAACGCAUUUUACUUACCAGGUUCCUUCGCUGGUGCGAUCUUUGCAGAUUAUAUUGGUCCUCGUUUGACCUUAUCCUUGGGUUUGUUCGUACAAGCUAUGUUUGGUAUCGGUAUGACAUGUGGUUUCAAAUCUUUGGAGAAAAAUAUCGCUGCAUUUACCGUUGUCUUCGGUAUCUUCACCUCUUUGGGUGAAUUCUCAGUUGGUGACAACAUCGGUUUGAUCGCUUCCAAGAGUUAUGCUACACCAGUAAGAGGUACUCUUUAUUCCAUCUCGGCAGCUUUCGCUAAAGUUGGUGCCUUUGUGGGUACUUAUGCUUUCCCACAAAUCAUCAAGAAUGCAGGUGGUUCCGAUACCACUAACGGUAUGCGUGCUCCAUUCUGGGUUGCUACCGCUUUAUGUCUCGUUUCAUGUUUUUUGGCCCUAUUCUUCUUACCUGAGCUUGACCCCAAUGCUAUUGUGGAUGAGGACCGCAAAUUCGCCGAAUACUUGGCUCAAAGUGGUUACGAUAUGUCGACAUUGGGUACUGAAAGUGACAACACUGUCGAAGUUGAAUACUCACAGGAAAUUUUAAAGUCAGAUUCUAUUGAUAAGAAUUAG
Messenger RNA from Kluyveromyces lactis, 1707 nucleotides. RefSeq lists its product as uncharacterized. Bases 1 to 1707 code for a protein of 568 amino acids. Gene Ontology annotation, biological process: carboxylic acid transport; transmembrane transport. Lineage: Eukaryota; Fungi; Ascomycota; Saccharomycetes; Saccharomycetales; Saccharomycetaceae. Gene Ontology annotation, cellular component: plasma membrane. The record is from RefSeq and is a predicted model, not a curated record. Gene Ontology annotation, molecular function: carboxylic acid transmembrane transporter activity. The transcript has a single exon.